ACCACUGAAGGCUGUACGUGCGUCUGUCCGACAACAGCACCCGUCACCAUCAGUACCACACCAACACUUACUAGUACACAGCCCACCAGCGCCCCGACCACACCGACUACCCGGCCCACUACUAGACGCCCAGCAACUACGCCGAAACCGGGUUUCCAGUGCCCCGUAGAGGACAUCGUACGCACCCUAUGCUUAGGCCCUAAGGACUGUCUCUACCCUAACCCGAAUGGCUGCGACACAUACAUCCACUGCACGGUUGACUACGGCAGUCGCACCGGUACGCCAGUGGUGAUGCCCUGUCCCGGUGGCCUGUUGUGGAACGAUAACAUUAAGGAGUGCGACAACCCCUCCAAAUCUACCUGUCCUCGUGGUUAC
Oppiella nova is the source of this 375-nucleotide messenger RNA. Lineage: Eukaryota; Metazoa; Arthropoda; Arachnida; Sarcoptiformes; Oppiidae. The record is from the annotation of a GenBank genome assembly.